Cyprinodon tularosa is the source of this 2048-nucleotide messenger RNA. It is a transcript of the gene evlb, whose product is annotated as Enah/Vasp-like b. Gene Ontology annotation, biological process: positive regulation of actin filament polymerization; protein homotetramerization; actin polymerization or depolymerization. Gene Ontology annotation, cellular component: cytoskeleton. The record is from RefSeq and is a predicted model, not a curated record. Gene Ontology annotation, molecular function: SH3 domain binding; actin binding; profilin binding. The coding region runs from base 722 to 1951 and encodes 409 amino acids. Lineage: Eukaryota; Metazoa; Chordata; Actinopteri; Cyprinodontiformes; Cyprinodontidae. The transcript is spliced from 13 exons.
GGGAUGGAGGAUGGGAGGGGGGCACAGAAAGGGAGGAGGUAAUCCAAUGAGACAGUGAGGGGAGAGGCAGUACGAGGGCAACGCCUCACAACACCGGGAUUCUCUCUCUCGGUCUCCAUCUCUUUGACUCCCCCACCCUCUUCUUUCUUCUGCCUCUGAAGCAUAAAAACCAAAGGACUCUCAUUCUCCAUUCAGUCUUCUGUACGUGGCUGAGGAGAGCCCUUGUAUUUCAGGAAAAUCUUUCAUCCAAAUUCUUCUUUUUGUCACUUUUUUUUUCUCCUAUGGUUGCAUCUUUCCCCUCUAAAGGAUGAUUUGGUGACUAAAAUCCUGCAUUUUCUCCUCUUACCUCUUUGGGAGCCAGCCUGUUUCAGAGCUGCUAUCUUUGUUCUCGUUCACACAGCUGCUGAGUAUAGUGUAGCUGCUAGUGGGGAAAUAGGUUAGUGUGCCUGUUUGGUGCCAGACAGCAGAGGUGACUGCUUGUUCAGUGCAUGGAGGAGAUGAAGAGAAAAGGGUUGCCUUUUUGGCGGUAGCAUUCUCCAACCUUUGCAACCAUUCGUGGAGAAGGUGAUCGUUAUCUCCCUGCCUGACUUCGACCUUUACUGGGAGUGUCGGCGACAGAUAUCAGGACAGACAAAGACAAGAUUGUCUGUUUAGUUCUCUCUUUAUUUUUUAUUGUUUUGCAUAUAAUAGGAUUUUACCUUAAAGGCUUGCAUCAUUCACCAUGGAUAUCAACCUUCCGUCUCAUCGAUUCUACUUCCCCCAGAUCUACUGUGCUGAACCUGGUGUGCAGCCGCAGCUCGCCGAGUUCAAAGUCAGUGAGCAGAGUAUCUGCCAGGCCCGGGCCUCCGUCAUGGUCUAUGAUGACACCAGCAAGAAGUGGGUCCCCAUCAAGCCGGGCCAGCAGGGGUUUAGCCGCAUCAACAUCUACCACAACACUGCCAGUAACACCUUCAGAGUGGUGGGCGUCAAGCUGCAGGACCAGCAGGUGGUCAUCAACUAUUCAAUAGUGAAGGGUCUCAAGUACAACCAAGCCACCCCGACCUUUCACCAAUGGAGGGACGCCAGGCAGGUCUACGGCCUCAAUUUUGCCAGCAAAGAGGAAGCCACCACCUUCUCCAACGCCAUGCUCUUUGCCCUCAACGUACUCAGCGCUCAGGACGGAGGUCCAGCUCUCCAGCGUCAGGUUCAGAACGGCCCCACGUCAGAUGAGAUCGAAGCUCAAAGAGCAAGGCAAAUGAUGGAACAGCAGCAGCAGAUGCAGGCGCAGAUGGAGCGGGAACGACGGUCCUCUAACUCAGGUUCUCCUUUCCAAGGCCACCCUGCUGUGCUCUCCGUACCCCCACCUGUAGUACCUCCACCUGUAAACAUGGGAGGCCCUCCCCCUCCUCCACCGCCACCGGGCCCCCCGCCGCCAUCAGCAGCGGCCCCUCAGCCUCCUCUACCUCCACCGCUUCCUAUAGGAGGCGGUAACCAGGGAGACGAGGCCCCUGCACCGACAGGUCUCGCUGCAAUGAUCGCUGGAGCCAAACUACGCCGUGUCCAAAGAUCUGAGGACAGCUCUUCAGGUAGCAAAAAUGAAGCCAACCGAACAAGUGGUGGUAGUGGAGGACUGAUGGAGGAGAUGAACGCCCUCCUGGCACGAAGAAGGAAAGCGGCUUCAGAGAAGCCUGACGACAGCCAAAAUGAUGAUGCAAACUCUCCUUCGCCCAAUACUCGGGGUGCGCAGAAUUCCACAGAUGGUGCGAAGAAGCCCUGGGACCGAGUUAACUCUGCAGACAGGUCAAUGGUUUCGAGGUUACGAACAGCAGGAAGUGUCAGUGACUCCGACUCGUUAGAUCUUGAUAGGAUGAAGCAGGAAAUCUUGGAUGAAGUUUUUCGUGAACUGCAUAAAGUGAAAGAUGAGAUCAUUGAUGCCCUUAGAAAUGAACUCAGUCGAGUUAGCACGACAUAAUCUUUAAGACCCGGACGGCUUUUUUUCCAAAACCAAUGCCCCUUUAGCCGCUGCUGAGGCCCUGAAGACAAGGAGGACGAAAAGUCCGAGGCCCAAA